AUGAAUCCGGAACGCUCUAGUUACGCUCUGGACUUGAAAACUGCCAGGCAUAUUAGAUUUUUUCCUGGAUUCACUGGGAUUCUCGGGGAAUCUGGAUUACAUGACUUCGCAGCUUUCGUUAGCGAGCGACAUAUGUGCUCGGACAAUCGCACACGUGUUGUGGCAAUGGCUGCGAACGUUGAGGAGAAGCGACUGACACUUGCCACCAGAAGGUCGCUCAUAAACUACCGUAUACCACAUUUCCAAACAUCCCGUGAAUCCAAACAAGACGGUGUGAUUCGACGGGCUGGGAUUCGUUUUAAGCUCGAAGGAACAUCGUUAUGGAGAAGAUUUCAUGCACUUGGGACAGAAAUGAUAGUGACGAAGAGUGGUCGGCGAAUGUUCCCUGUCCUGAGCAUUUCGAUAAGCGGUCUGGAACAUGCGGCAAAUUAUUCGCUGAUGGUUGACAUGGAAUGUGUGGACAGCAAACGUUAUCGUUAUUCUUUUCAUCAAAGCAAAUGGACAGCAACUGGUCCUGGAGAGGCGGAGCUACCGUGCAGAACAUUUGUUCAUCCAGACAGCCCGGCUAGCGGAGCACAUUGGAUGAAAGGCAGCAUCUCAUUCGACAAAAUCAAACUUACAAACAAUCAAUUGGAUCAAAACGGACAUAUUAUCGUGAACUCAAUGCAUCGAUAUCUUCCUCGGAUUCAUUUGAUUCGUCAUGGUGGUGGAGAAAGAAAAGACGAUGGAGAUAGCGGGAAUUAUCAGGAUAGCAGUAUCACAGUAACAUUCGAGGAAACUUCGUUCAUCGCCGUAACAGCAUAUCAAAAUCACAGGAUCACCUCGUUGAAGAUCGAAUCGAAUCCGUUUGCCAAAGGUUUCCGUGAAUGUGAACUGGACGAUCCACGCAUCUUACCGAAAAAAAAAACAAUGCGGCGGAUGGAACGGACAAUAGCGUUUAUUUUCACUUUUGUCGUAUUAGUGUAUCUUUUAUGCAAAUCUCUUCCUGACAGUGAACCUAAAAAAUUCGCUGAGAUGAUAAGAGAUCCUAAAAAGCAAGUUGUUAUUUAUGCUGCUACGAAAUUCUUCGGAAUGGACAUCACUACGGAACGUUUUCUCUCCGUUUGCAAAUCGACAACGAGUUCCUGUCGUAUCACGGAAAAUCCGGCCGAGAUCGACAAAGCGGAUGCGAUUCUAUUCCACAACGCCGACUAUAGGCAGGAAUCCGCACCGAAACCGCGAAAACUCUCGAGACCACAUGUUUUGUGGAGUCUUGAAAGUCCUACGAAUGAUCGUUUCCGUCCAGCUCCACACGUGAUUAACUGGACAAUGACCUUCCGACGUGAUGCGGACAUUUGGUAUCCUUACGGACAUUUUCGUAAACUAGAGAGGAACAGAUCGGUGGACCUCAAUGCUAUCUGGAAUAUGAAAAACCAGGAAAAAAUGGCGACAUGGUUAGCGUCCAACUGCAAAACCUCCAAUUCAAGAUCUGAAUUAGUUAAUGCAAUGCAAAAAUCAGGAUUAAAGGACCACUGUUUCAGGGAUACAUUUCCGAUUGAUCGCUAUGGAACAUGUGGAUUUCCCGCUCCAGGAUGUGAAGGAGUGAAUAAACAAAGUGAUUCCUGUGUCACACAGCUUAUAAGGCCAUACAAAUUCUACAUAUCGAUUGAAAAUUCGAAUUGUGCAGACUAUGUCACAGAAAAAUUCUAUGAGGCUCUAAUAACUCGAAUGACUGUGCCAAUAGUUCUGAAAAGGAAAACUUAUAUUGACGUUGGAGCACCUCCGAAUUCUUUCGUCGCCAUAGAUGAUUUCGCUAGGAUAGCUGAUAUGGUAAAAUUUUUAAACGAGGCGGCUGCGGACAAAAACAAAUAUCUCCAAUUUCAUAAAUGGAGGACGUCUUAUGAAGCAUUACCGGAACAUCACGAUGACACCGGUUUCUGCGAACUAUGUCGCCGACUUCAACAAAAUCAAUUCAACUCUAAAUCUUAUGCGGAUGUGCAAGGAUGGCAUGAAAAGGAUCAAUGUGAAAAUAACUAUGGCCUAAAGUACUUGACUACGUAG
This is a messenger RNA of Necator americanus (New World hookworm), 2040 nucleotides long. RefSeq lists its product as uncharacterized. NCBI's taxonomy places the organism in Eukaryota, Metazoa, Nematoda, Chromadorea, Rhabditida, Ancylostomatidae. The coding region runs from base 1 to 2040 and encodes 679 amino acids. The transcript is spliced from 18 exons. The record is from RefSeq and is a predicted model, not a curated record. Gene Ontology annotation, biological process: positive regulation of DNA-templated transcription; regulation of transcription by RNA polymerase II; cell fate specification. Gene Ontology annotation, cellular component: membrane; nucleus. Gene Ontology annotation, molecular function: RNA polymerase II cis-regulatory region sequence-specific DNA binding; fucosyltransferase activity; DNA-binding transcription factor activity, RNA polymerase II-specific.